Orbilia oligospora ATCC 24927 is the source of this 621-nucleotide messenger RNA. RefSeq lists its product as uncharacterized. NCBI's taxonomy places the organism in Eukaryota, Fungi, Ascomycota, Orbiliomycetes, Orbiliales, Orbiliaceae. The transcript is spliced from 2 exons. The record is from RefSeq and is a predicted model, not a curated record. Bases 1 to 621 code for a protein of 206 amino acids.
AUGACGGAUGGGAGCUAUGCAAAACUUGAGAAGCUGGUGGUUUUUUAUAGGGGAACAAAACGGUCUUUUGAGAUUGGAGAGAUAAAUACGUCAGAGAGGAUGGAGGCGAUUAGGAGGGCUGUUGGGAGAUCGAUGGAGAGCGUGCUGGACCUAAAGGUUUUUGUGACAAAUUACCUUAGAAUGCCGCCAAAGGGGUGUGAAGAUAGGUGGGUUAGUAGAGGAAGAUGGGGAAUGAGUAGGGUUAAGAGAGUGGAGAUUGUGGUUGACUGUUGGCCGGAGUUGGAGAUGGGGGUUGUGGAUUUGAGCGGGGAGAUGGUGGAGGAGCUAAGUGUAGGGACUAGGAAGGAAACGAUAAACCUUGCAAAUGUUGCGGAGAGUAUUCAUUCACGAUUUCCAAAUGUUAGAGUACUAAAGUUUUUUACUGUUGGUAGGAAGGGGGCAGGUUUGAUGUUGCACGUAUCCGAUGUAAGAGUUAUUACGAAGAGGUUUUUGUUUUUAGAGAGGGUUGAAUCCGGGGGUGAAGGGUAUUCUGAGUGUUUUUCGACAGGGAAGAGUGUGUUCGUGAUCAAGAUGACCCAUGAGAUUGGAGGUGGAGUCGAAGUUAUAGAGGAGAGAGCUUGA